UUAUAAUCUAAAAAUAACAGCAAUGUUUUACUAGUAACACGAAUGCAUGGUUGGAAGAAGGCUAGCAAGACUGAAUGCCUUUCAUCGUCAUUAAUUGAAGUGGAUGCCAUGUAGGCACGAAUGAAUUAUGAGGAACGAAAAAAGAAAACAAAGGGCCAUCCUUUCUGUGUGCUUAACCUUAAUAGCUCUAUUGUUUUCCACCACUGCCUUUAUUACAACAUACUGGUGUGAGGGAACACAGAGAGUACCCAAACCGAACUGUGGAAAAGGCAAGAAGACAAACUGCAUAAACUACAAUGGGAAUGAGGCACACAAUGAAACAAACCCAAACCAGGUUCAUUAUAGCUGGGAGACAGGAGAUGACAGAUUCCUAUUCAAAUAUUUUCAUACUGGAAUAUGGUAUUCAUGUGAGGAAAAUAUAAGUGGUGCAGGUGAAAAAUGUCGAAGUUUCAUCGAUCUAGCCCCAGAAUCUGAAAAAGGUGUUCUCUGGCUCUCCGUGGUGUCUGAAGUUCUGUUCAUUUUGCUUUUAGUCGUGGGAUUCAUCCUUAUGUGCCUCGAAUUUUUGCAGUCAAAUAAUUUUGUGGAUGGUUUGAAGUUAAAUGCAUUUGCUGCCGUCUUCACUGUGCUGUCAGGUCUUCUAGGCAUGGUGGCUCACAUGAUGUAUACUCAAGUUCUCCAAGUUACUGUGAGUCUGGGUCCUGAAGAUUGGAGGCCUCAUUCUUGGGAUUAUGGGUGGUCCUUCUGCCUUGCAUGGUGCUCCUUCACUUGCUGUAUGGCAGCUUCUGUUACUACACUGAACUCUUAUACUAAAACUGUCAUAGAAUUUGGAAACAAGCAUAAAAUAUUUGAGCAAGUCAUACAAGAGCAAAUAUCCAUGGAUUCAUGUAAGUAUCUAGAAGAUAAACCAGUCAAUUCAGUUUCUUACUCUCUGAAAAUAUCAGAGGCAGUUGUCAAAAAUGCAAAGCAGUCUAUUCUAACCGGGGCUUCAGGCAACUUUGGAGAAAUCCCAGAGACUGUGGAAGAACAGUGCUGA
This is a messenger RNA of Pelobates fuscus (common spadefoot toad), 1033 nucleotides long. It is a transcript of the gene GSG1L, whose product is annotated as GSG1 like. The record is from RefSeq and is a predicted model, not a curated record. Lineage: Eukaryota; Metazoa; Chordata; Amphibia; Anura; Pelobatidae. Gene Ontology annotation, biological process: regulation of AMPA receptor activity. The coding region runs from base 128 to 1033 and encodes 301 amino acids. Gene Ontology annotation, cellular component: postsynaptic density membrane; plasma membrane. The transcript is spliced from 5 exons.